Orbicella faveolata is the source of this 1612-nucleotide messenger RNA. Its product is annotated as protein phosphatase 1 regulatory subunit 3D-like. Gene Ontology annotation, biological process: regulation of glycogen biosynthetic process. Gene Ontology annotation, molecular function: glycogen binding; protein phosphatase 1 binding. The record is from RefSeq and is a predicted model, not a curated record. NCBI's taxonomy places the organism in Eukaryota, Metazoa, Cnidaria, Anthozoa, Scleractinia, Merulinidae. Gene Ontology annotation, cellular component: protein phosphatase type 1 complex.
AAAGCGUGACAGUUUUCAUAGGUACGCAUGUCGUGCAAAGUCAACAUAACACAAGGUCAACUUUACUCGACAACCCUCUUGACAGUUGUCCGUUACUCGUACAGCAAUGAAAACGAACGGACAGGUUAAGGACUCUGAGCCAACUUCUACAAUGUCCAGGGUGAAAAGAGUUUUGUUUGCGGAUUUUGUUGGCCUAAAGCUUGAGUUUGUAAGAACCAUUACACCUUCCAGCAGCGAAGACAACUUAUGUACACUAGAGGACGUGUUAUGGAAAACCAACUGUGACGACACUAAGGCACCAAGAAAGCGGGUGAAAUGUCUGUACCCGUGUUUCGUUCAACCUUCAGAAUCAACAGACAGUUUCAUGAAGAGGGUUUACAGCCAGAAUGUGUGCCUCGAGUACAUCGUGUGCAAUAACUUAGUUAUCACCGGGCUUAUUCGGGUGACAAAUUUAUCUUACAUGAAAGAGGUGACUGUCAGAUUUACACUUAAUGGAUGGGAGACGUAUCGAGACAUUUGGGCGGAUUUCAUGUCCACUUGUUUGGAUGGCAGAACAGAAACGUUUAGUUUUCGUAUCUCAAUACCUCAUGACUUUGAAGUAAAUCGGUAUAUGGAGUUCGCAAUUCGCUAUCGCGCCUCAGACAAUGAGUUUUGGGAUAAUAAUGGCCGUAACAAUUACCAAGUUCGGUGUUCAGAAAGGCUCCUUUUACAAACGGAAUAAAACGAUAAAACGAGAUUGCUUCUAUGCAACAGAGCGACCAUGGCUGGCAUGUGCUUUUCGAGCCGGCCUUUCUGAUUUAUCCGAGAAAAGCAGGUUGACUAGAAAUGUUUCUUAGACAUUGUUUAUGAACACUUCCCUUAAAAAAAUUAGUUGUACCAAUAUAACAAUCUAAACAUUUCCCCUUGAGAACUACAAAGUGUGUAUCCUCCGACAAAUUUCGUUGAGUCUUAGCCCUUUGCAUAGACAGACAAUUGUUAUUUCUGUAAAGCAAGAAGGCUUCCGGUCUUUGUUAUUUACAUUAUCUCUGUAAAAACGUGCACGAUAUCAUGGUCAUACAUAUUUCUCCAACGUCUUCAUUAUUUAGUUUGUCACACUGAUCUUGAUAUUUUUCACUUGGUCGGAAAAUACAUUAGUCACAGUUUGAAAACCGUAUCAUACGUAACUUGAAAUGCUAUGCAAAAUACAUACUUAAGAAAACAAGUCAACAUCAAGACAUUCGCCUUUGUAUUCAGGAAAUAAUUUUGCAAUAAUAAAUUAGCAAGAAGUCAACAGUCAGUCAACCAUGUUGUAAACGGUUAGUUUAUCUCACUGUGAUGUAGACUGAGUCGGUCAAAAUUAAAAAUAAUGUAGAUUGUAUUUCUUUAUGUUGUAUUCCGUAGGAAAUGCUGAAAUAUUUAUGUUCAUGUCAUCUAUGGUCAUGUCAUGUAUUUUAGGCAACUGCAAUUGCUAAAACAACUGCCACUGACUAAACAUCUACAACACACACUGGCUGUACAACAUCAGGGCCUAAAUAAAGACAUUUCAGUGAUGCGAGCUGUGGAGAGACAAUUUACCAAUACUUUGUAAAUGUAGAAAAGCCAUCAGUGCGCAGUUUGUGAAAGCCCACUAACC